This is a messenger RNA of Naumovozyma castellii, 1314 nucleotides long. RefSeq names its product COMPASS subunit protein SWD1 (gene SWD1). The coding region runs from base 1 to 1314 and encodes 437 amino acids. NCBI's taxonomy places the organism in Eukaryota, Fungi, Ascomycota, Saccharomycetes, Saccharomycetales, Saccharomycetaceae. The transcript has a single exon. The record is from RefSeq and is a predicted model, not a curated record.
AUGAACUUACUACUACAGGAUCCCUUUGCAGUGUUGAAAGAGUACCCCGAGAAACUUACAAGGACAUUAGAGAACCCAUUGCGUACAGAAUGCCUUCAGUUUAGUCCAUGUGGAAACUAUUUAGCUCUCGGUUGCUCCACAGGUGAUGUGGUGAUAUAUGAUAUGGAUACCUUUAGACCUUCAUGUAUCCUUGGGAGUAAGUUUGGUGCACAUACCAGAAUAAUACAGUCGAUAUCUUGGUCACCCGAUGGUAGAUAUCUUCUUACAGGAUCAGGAGAUUGGAUUGUCAAAGUAUGGGAUCUGCAAAGUCCGGAACAGCCUCUUAAUGAAUUGGCAUUUGACUCUCCUAUCUGGAAUUGUCAAUGGUUCAAUGUGGAAUCCCUAUUAUGCAUUGUCACGACUUUCGAAGAGAACUGUGCGUACUUAGUAGAUUUCAAAGGUCAGAAGAGUGUGAGCCGUGCCAUUGACACAUUAGAUACCAAUGAAGUUGACAGAGGUUACGUGUUAACAUGUAAUGUUUGUACUAAGAAUCCCAAUAUUAUCAUCACAGGUACUUCUAAGGGAUGGGUUGAUUUCAUUCAGAUUAUAACAACUUCACCAUCAGCCUAUGAGUUCAACUUAUUACAUGCUGUCAAGAUUGCCAAUUCCAAUAUAAAAGAUGUUAUCAUUUCACAGAACGGUGAUAGAAUCGCUGUAAAUUCAUCAGAUAGAACUAUUCGACAAUAUUCCUUGAAUAUAAGUGAUAAUUUAAGCUUUAUAGAGCUUGAGUUGGAACACAGAUAUCAAGAUGUUAUUAACAGACUUCAGUGGAACUGUGUCUUUUUUAGCAACAAAUCUGCAGAAUAUUUGGUAGCAUCUCCGCAUGGAUCUUCAACGCAUGAAUUAUAUCUUUGGGAGACCGGUUCUGGGACAUUGGUUCGAGUACUUGAAGGUGCAGAAGAGGAACUAAUGAAUAUCAAUUGGAAUUUCUACAACAUGUGUAUUGCUAGUAAUGGAUUUGAAUCCGGAGAUGUUUAUAUAUGGUCGAUCGUAGUGCCACCAAAAUGGAGUGCACUGGCACCCGAUUUUGAAGAGAUCGAGGAAAACAUUGAAUACCAAGAGAAGGAAGAUGAGUUUGAUUUGGAGGAUGAGCUUGAGCAACAGCAAGAGAUGACGCAGGUGGAGGAAGUCCCCAUCGACCUCCGAACAAUGGAGCAUUAUGAUGUAAGAGGAAACGAUCUCCGUAGAGAGAAGUUUAUAAUACCGACAGACUACGAACGGAUUCUCAUGAUGCAGAGUAAAAGGGCCGCAAGUAAGAUUGGACCCUCUAGUUAA